This is a messenger RNA of Trichomycterus rosablanca, 1752 nucleotides long. It is a transcript of the gene adsl, whose product is annotated as adenylosuccinate lyase. Gene Ontology annotation, molecular function: N6-(1,2-dicarboxyethyl)AMP AMP-lyase (fumarate-forming) activity; (S)-2-(5-amino-1-(5-phospho-D-ribosyl)imidazole-4-carboxamido) succinate lyase (fumarate-forming) activity. Lineage: Eukaryota; Metazoa; Chordata; Actinopteri; Siluriformes; Trichomycteridae. The coding region runs from base 71 to 1519 and encodes 482 amino acids. Gene Ontology annotation, biological process: 'de novo' AMP biosynthetic process. Gene Ontology annotation, cellular component: cytosol. The transcript is spliced from 13 exons. The record is from RefSeq and is a predicted model, not a curated record.
AUAGAUUAGAAACCUUCUGUCAUUUUCUAUUAAACGUGCCAGUCUUUCUGCCAGCCUGUCCUCUACAGCAAUGGAAGGAUCCGGGGAUGAGUUUAUGAAAUAUCGCUCACCGUUGGUGUCCAGGUACGCCAGUAAAGAAAUGGCGUUUAAUUUCAGUGACAGGAAAAAGUUCACAACCUGGAGAAAACUGUGGAUCUACCUGGCCAAGGCGGAGAAGGAUCUGGGGCUGCACAUCACCGAUGCUCAGAUAAGUGAGAUGGAGGCUCACAUGGAAGACAUCGACUUCGCGAUGGCGGCCGAAGAGGAACGCAAGCUUCGUCACGACGUCAUGGCCCACGUUCACACCUUUGCUCAUUGCUGCCCCACUGCUGCUCCUAUUAUUCAUCUCGGUGCCACGUCCUGUUAUGUAGGAGACAACACGGAUCUGAUUAUGCUGCGUGAUGGCUUUGACAUCCUGUUGCCCAAGUUGGCACGUGUAAUCGAUAGGUUGGCGAACUUUGCCGAAAAAUAUGCUGACCUACCGACCCUGGGCUUCACCCACUACCAACCAGCUCAGUUGACUACUGUUGGGAAGCGUGCAUCUCUGUGGCUGCAGGAUUUGGUCAUGGACAUGCGGAACCUGCAUAGAGCUCGAGACGAUUUGCGGUUCCGAGGGGUCAAAGGUACCACGGGCACUCAGGCCAGCUUCCUACAGCUCUUCCCGGGGCAACAUGAUAAGGUGGAGGAAUUGGACAGGAAGGUGACUGAGAUGGCUGGUUUCAAAAAAUCUUACCUGGUUACAGGACAGACAUACAGCCGCAAAGUGGAUGUUGACUGUUUGACUGUGCUGGCCAGUCUUGGAGCCACCAUACACAAGAUUUGCACUGAUAUUCGUCUUCUGGCUAAUCUGAAAGAGAUUGAAGAACCAUUUGAAAAAGAGCAGAUUGGUUCAAGUGCUAUGCCGUAUAAGAGAAACCCGAUGCGCGCCGAGCGCUGCUGCAGUCUGGCUCGUCACCUGGUGGCGCUGGUGUCUGAUCCUCUGCAGACUGCCUCAGUGCAGUGGCUGGAAAGAACUCUGGAUGACAGUGCAAACCGGAGAAUCUCUCUGCCGGAGUCUUUUCUUACAGCUGACAUCAUCCUCAGCACCCUGCAGAACAUCACUGAGGGUCUGGUCGUCUACCCUAAGGUUAUCGAGAGGCACAUACGACAUGAGCUUCCCUUCAUGGCCACUGAGAACAUUAUAAUGGCCAUGGUGAAGGCAGGAGGAAACAGACAGGAUUGCCACGAGAAGAUCCGGGUGCUGUCUCAGCAGGCGGCAGCUGUGGUGAAGCAGGAGGGAGGAGAUAAUGACUUUCUGGCACGCGUUCGGAGUGACCCGUACUUCAGUCCUAUACUCGACCAACUGGACGCCCUCCUAGAUCCCAAAACCUUCAUCGGACGCGCCCCACAACAGGUGACUAGGUUCCUGUCUGAGGAAGUCAAGCCUGUACUUGAGCCAUUUAAGAGCAAGAUGGAUGUUAAGAUUGAACUCGAGCUCUGAUACGUCUCUGUAAAACUCACACCAAAACUGCAAAGACAAUGAUAACAGUUUGAAAGGUCAGCACUUUGUCAUAGGCUGUGCAAAACACCUUUCUAGAAUCAUCUGUUAUUAACAUGUUCACCUUCUGUUUGUUGUUGUCAUGUAAUCAUGUCAUCAAAAUGUCAAAUUGUCUUUUUUCUGUAAUAUGAAUUAAUUCAUUGUAUUACAAGAUGAUAAUAAAUCAGUGAUGGUGA